UCUUGCAAAAUGGCGGCGACAGCUCCUGCUCAGGGUCCAGCUCCUCCCGCGGCCGUCCCGGCGCAGAACCUGCCGGCAGCGCCUGCCACUCCGGCAGGAAACGCUACCACCGCGCCGCCACCGCCUGCCACCCCGGCACCGCCGCCGGCGGCCGCUCCGCUGUCGGCCGCGCUCUCGGGGCCCUUCCCCGGCGGCCGCGUGGUACGACUACACCCGGUCGUGCUCGCCUCCAUCGUGGACAGCUUCGAGCGGCGCAAUGAAGGCGCGGCGCGCGUCAUAGGGACGCUGCUGGGGACCGUGGACAAGCACUCGGUGGAGGUCACCAACUGCUUCUCCGUCCCCCACAACGAGUCUGAAGAUGAGGUGGCAGUCGAUAUGGAGUUUGCCAAAAACAUGUACGAGUUGCACAAGAAGGUGUCUCCUAGUGAGAUCAUCUUGGGAUGGUAUGCAACAGGUCAUGACAUCACAGAACACUCUGUCCUGAUCCAUGAGUAUUACAGCCGGGAAGCACACAAUCCAAUCCAUCUCACUGUGGACACAAGUCUCCAGAAUUCACGCAUGAGCAUUAAAGCCUACGUCAGUGCCCCAAUGGGAGUGCCUGGUAAAACUAUGGGCGUGAUGUUCACACCUCUAACAGUGAAAUAUGUUUAUUAUGAUACAGAGCGGAUAGGAGUGGAUCUUAUCAUGAAGACUUGUUUUAGUCCUAAUCGAGUGAUCGGCUUGUCCAGUGACUUACAGCAGGUAGGAGCAGCAUCAGCCAGGAUUCAGGAUACCCUCACCAUGGUGCUGCAGUAUGCAGAGGAUGUAUUGUCUGGCAAAGUGGCUGCUGACAACACUGUUGGGCGUUUUCUCAUGGAUCUUAUUAACCAGGUGCCAAAGAUUUCACCAGAGGACUUUGAGACAAUGUUGAACAGCAAUAUCAAUGAUCUACUGAUGGUAACCUACUUGGCAAACCUCACACAGUCACAGAUUGCUCUCAAUGAGAAACUUCUGAGUUUAUAAAGAAACUUCUGCCACGCUAUACUGCAAAGAACUUGAAGAAUGAGCAGAUGCAUUUUUCUAUGGUGUUACAAAUUUCCUUGGACUGUAAUGUCAUGACUUGGUUUACAUCUUUCCAUUGCCCUGAAAAAUCCCUAACAUGGUUUAGGAAAUAAAUGGGAACGGCUGCAAUUUAGUUGAGCCUGGUAUUUUAAAAUGGAACAUGAGACUAUUUUGUCUCCUGGCUUUAUCUACUUGUAUAACAAAAUACAGCUUUAUUGUAAGAUUGUAUUUGAAAUAAAAGUUCCAUUGCAAGGGCAGGAAUGCCUUCUGUCCAGAAAAAAAACCCCCGUUGUUAUUUAUUGUAUAAUGAAUCCACUUUGAAAGAAGGGAAGGAUAAUGUAGCAUUCAGGGGGAAAAAAGUGGAGUGGACACAAGUCAACUCCAGUUCUGCAGACUUCCUUGCAGGUUGUUUUUUUCCACAGCUUUUAAAGUACCCUGAAAAGUGGCUUCUUGUGUUGCACAUAAUCUGUCUUUCCAUGGAGGAUGACAGAGUGGUGCUGUGUAUAUGUCCUCCUUCAGCAGGAUACUGAUAGAGCACAAGACACCAAAUUCAGUUGAUGGUAUUGUCUAUGCAUAUCUGAUCUUUUGAGAAAGGAAAUCAAGGUCAAUAGCAUUAGGCCCUCAAAGGGGGAGUUCAGACAAUUACACUAGUAACUGAGUUCAUGGUUAAACAAACUUCAGUGGAUGCUACUGUAGUAGAUGUUUAUUUCUAUCAAUGUGCAUGUUUUUUCCUGCUACGUAUUUGACUUUAAAAUACCUUGCUUAAAAAGCUCUGUAACCAGCUCCUAGCACCCAAGUACUUAACUGCUCAAACAAUAAGAUCUUUACCUUAGAAGGAGUUUCCUGAAUCACAAAUUCAGUUCUUUUCUGUCUUGUCUUCUGUUUUAAAUAUACCCAAAUACAUCUCCUUUGUCCUUACCAGAAUUCUUACGCUCUUCCUGGUAUUUAUAUAUAGCUUUCUAUAGGUAGCUAUUAUACUGUAGCCUUCUUGUUACUUAACAUAUUAAACUUCAUCUCCUUUGUUCUGAUGCACUGUCUAUGCUUUGAUCACUGAACUGCCCACUUAAAAUUUAAUUUCAGUCUUUUCUUGAGUUGGUAAAGACCAGACCCAUAUCAGCAUACAAGCAAUAAAUAAA
This is a messenger RNA of Dryobates pubescens (Downy woodpecker), 2177 nucleotides long. RefSeq names its product eukaryotic translation initiation factor 3 subunit F (gene EIF3F). Gene Ontology annotation, cellular component: eukaryotic translation initiation factor 3 complex, eIF3m. The record is from RefSeq and is a predicted model, not a curated record. Lineage: Eukaryota; Metazoa; Chordata; Aves; Piciformes; Picidae. Gene Ontology annotation, biological process: translational initiation. The coding region runs from base 10 to 1002 and encodes 330 amino acids. The transcript is spliced from 8 exons. Gene Ontology annotation, molecular function: translation initiation factor activity; metallopeptidase activity; translation initiation factor binding.